UUAUUUUCUAUCGUUGAUAGAGCCAUCUACUGUAAUGUUAUAUUACUAACGUUUUUAUCAUGCAUAAACAAAAUGAUAAUUAUCUUUGUUAAAAUACUGCAAGAGAUUCCACGAUUCUUGAAGACAGUUUUGUGUCAAAGUUGUUGUGUUCAUUAUUGUAUAUUUGUUUUUUAGUUUUGUGAUUUGUAUAAAAGAGAUACACAAUUAUGAUACAUAAUAGUAAAAUAUUUUAGUUGUGACACAAUAAACAUAAGUUUCCUCGGAUUUUUAACUACAACUUUACGCGUAGUUUGAGCAUAACCAAUAUGUCAGACGUUAAAAGUCUCGAAUAUCCAACAUUGAAGGUUCCUUAUGAAUUACUUAAUAAAAAAUUUCGUUUAGCUCAAAAAGUUAUAGAUAGAGAAGCUUCAUAUGUACAAACAGCAGCUAAUGAAUUAAUGAAAGAUAAUAAAACAUCUGUUCCUGCUGGGGAAAUGAGCAUAUUGUUAGGAGGAGUUGUAGAAAAACUUCAAACUUUAAAGAGAAAAGCACAAGAAUCUAUUGCAGAAGAGUUACAAGCAGGAAUGGUUUGCAAAAGACGACUAGAACAUUUAAAAGAACAUGCUAAUACUGCACCAAGUGUUGUGAAUCAGUGGCGGCGACAAAGACUUGAUAGAAUGUUAAUAGAAUAUUUCCUUCGUAAAGGUUAUUAUACAACUGCAACUAAAUUAGCAGAUAGUAGUGAGCUUAGAGAUUUAACAAAUAUAGAUGUUUUUAUGGUAUCAAGAGAAGUUGAAGCAUCUUUAGCAAAUCAUGAAACUGCAAGGUGUGUUGGAUGGUGCUAUGACAAUCGAUCUAAGUUAAGAAAAUUAGGAAGUACUAUGGAAUUUAAUUUACGUGUACAAGAGUUCAUAGAAUUAGUAAGACAAGAUAGAAGGCUUGAUGCUGUCAAACAUGCUAGAAAAUGUUUUACAAAUUAUGAUGAUUACCAGUUGCAAGAAAUUCAAUGUUGUAUGGGACAAUUAGCAUUUCCAGCUAAUACAUCUCUUAGUCCAUAUAAAGAUCUAUUAGAUGAAAAAAGAUGGGAUAGAUUAAUUGAACAGUUCAGACAUGAAAAUUAUAGACUUUUUCAAUUAGCAAGUCAAAGUGUUUUUACAGUAGCAUUACAAGCAGGUCUAUCAGCAUUAAAAACACCUCAAUGUUAUAGUGCAAAUAAAGAAGGUAGAAAUCCAAAUUGUCCAGUGUGCAAUGAAGCUCUCAAUGAGCUAGCAGUUCCAUUGCCUUUUGCUCAUUGUUCACAGUCAAGACUUGUUUGCAGUAUUAGUGGAAAACCAUUAAAUGAAUAUAAUCAACCAAUGAUGAUGCCAAAUGGAUAUGUAUAUGGAGAACAAGCAUUGGAAAAAAUGGCUCAAGAAAAUAAUGGUACUGUAAUUUGUCCAAAAACCAAAGAAGUGUUUCCAUAUAAAAAAAUAGAAAAAGUGUAUGUUAUGUAAUAAUUAUUGACUCAAACAUAAUUUGUAUUAUAUCUGCGUUUCAUACUAUGUACCAAUAUUAACAAAAGAAAUAACUUCUAUUUUUAAGAAAAUAUUUUUUUGCAAAUUUUCUUUAUGAUCAUCUACUAGAAUAAAAUGUGAUAUAAACAAAUAAUGUGUGGAAAACGUUCUAGUUUUUCGAUAUAAAAAGAUAUACAAAUUAUUAUUAUAAUGUAGUUGGAUAUUAAACAUAAAAUCAGAUUUUUGUCCUUAUUCAUUUAUUUAACAUUAUUUCUACAAUAAAUUGAACAAUUAAAACAAUUCCAUAAAUCUAUGUUUCAAGACAUAUUUUAUAACCAUGAACUUUGUAAGUAUAUUACAAUGAUUUAUAUUUAUAUUUAUACUUUGCAUGCCCAAACAUUUUAACAUAACAUGAAAUUUAUAUUAACAUUAGCGUAAAUAUGAUUGCUACUUUGUUAUAUAAUUUUCUCUUUCAUUUUUAUAUAAAAACAGAUGUAUCAUCAUUUAAAUAUUUUUUCAUAAUAAUUUUUUUAUAAUAAUUGUAUAUCUUAAUGAAGAAAGUCUAAUCUACUUAAUGAUAUGCAUUAAGCAAUUUUAGAUGAAACAUGUUUAUAAGUGAAUCAAUAUAAAAAUAUCCUUUCUAUGCUCUAUUAGCUUUAAAUUCAAUGAUCUUUCAUUCAUUGUUUUACUGAAUUUUAUAAUUUAUUGUCUGAAUUGCUUCAUGUAGAAGAUUGUCCUUCUAGGAAUUUGGAUUCUAGAUUUUAGAAUAAAUUUUGUGGUCAAUAUGGGGUGCAAUAUUUGAGGUAAUUUAAGGUUUUUUGUUAUAAAGAUUUGUUUAUAAAUAUGCGAUUUUGAUAAUCAAUUCAGAGCAUAAAUAGAAAAUGUAUAGAAAUAUUAGUUUUAUAUAUGUGAAUUAAUAGAAAUAGAGAGUAAACAGUAUUAUAAAUA
Molecule: messenger RNA, 2420 nt
Organism: Apis dorsata (giant honeybee)
Lineage: Eukaryota; Metazoa; Arthropoda; Insecta; Hymenoptera; Apidae
Gene: Kaz
Product: E3 ubiquitin-protein transferase MAEA
Exons: 5
Coding region: 306-1472 (388 amino acids)
Biological process (GO): proteasome-mediated ubiquitin-dependent protein catabolic process
Cellular component (GO): cytoplasm; GID complex; nucleus
Molecular function (GO): protein binding; ubiquitin protein ligase activity
Source: RefSeq, a predicted model, not a curated record